AUGCCUGUUUUCCAUACAAAGAUCAUAGAGAGCAUCCUUGAGCCGGUGGCUCAACAGGUAUCUCGCCUGGUCAUUCUCCAUGAAGAAGCUGAAGAUGGUAACGCCAUGCCGGACCUGGCGAGGCCCGUACAGGCCGUCUCACUGGCUGUCAACAACCUCGUUAAGGUGGGCCAUGAGACCAUAGAAUCAGCUGAUGACAACUUGCUCCGGGCCGAUAUGCCGGGGGCUUUACACAGGGUUGAGGGCGCCGCGACGUUACUACAGCAAGCAUCAGACAUGCUAAGAGGAGACCCUUACUCAGGACCAGCCAGGAAAAAGCUGAUCGAAGGUUCCCGAGGCAUCCUCCAAGGCACGUCAGCUUUGCUGCUUUGUUUCGACGAGUCCGAAGUUAGGAAAAUUGUCAAGGAGUGUAAAAAGGUGUUAGACUAUCUUGGUGUUGCAGAAGUAAUCGAUACUAUGGAGGACCUCGCUCAGUUCUUACGAGAUAUCUCACCAGCUCUCUCCAAAGCAGCGAGGGAGGUGGCGGCGCGUGCUGCUGAGCUGACCCACCCUCCUCACGCGGACACACUCGCCCGCUGUCUUGAGAGUGUCAAGCGACUGGCUCCGGUACUGAUUUGUGCCAUGAAGACAUACAUACAUAUACUCUCAGAAGGAGGCAAAGGUAUUGAAGAUGCGGCCGAGAACAGGAACUAUCUGGCUCAAAGAAUGGCUGAUGAGAUACAUGAGAUCAUUAGGGUGUUACAAUUGACGUCGUACGUGGAGGACGGCGGUGAGAAAGACAACAUAGCCGUGUUGAAGGCUCUACAGAGUCUGGUGCAUAGUAAAGUGCUCGCCGCUAAUGAAUUCCUUGAUGACCCGGAAACCCAGCGGACCAGCGCGGGCGAGCGAGCUCUACGAGCAGCACUCACGGCCGCCUCACGAGCAGCCGAUCACACAGACACACACCUCGCGGAUAGACUACGACGAGCUGCCCGGAGCGGCGGCAUCAACGCAGACGUGCUGUGUGAUGAGCGGCAGUAUGGACGAGGGAGGGAACAGAAGGCGCUGAGUUUAGCCGCGGAGUUGAAGACUCAGCUCAGAGACAUACAGGGGGCUGUAAACGAGGGAGUACGGGCGGCUGAGAAGAUACAGGGAGGGAAGACUAUAGCUGCCAGGUUAGAGACCGCCCACAAGUGGCUGGUACACCCCGCGUGUGACCCUACCACCAGGGUCGAGGGUCAGAAGGCUAUCAACAGUAUCGUGUCGCAGGGACAAAGGAUAGCUGACAACCUCCACGGUCGUGAGAAAGCGGAAGUGAUGCAGCUGUGCUCUGAGGUACAGAGGCUGGCCGACCAGCUGGCUGACCUGUGUAUGAGUGGGGAAGGACACCACGAGGAGGCCGGGACACUCACACGCCAGCUGACCGGCAAGCUGCACGAACUGAAGCGCGCCAUGGAGCGAGCAGUCGUCAACAGAGUGGUUGAGGACUUCAUAGACGUGGCCGCUCCUCUCAGACACUUCACUGAUGCGGUGAACGCGCCUGAAGGUACUCCUAAUCGCGAGGGUAAUUUCCACGACAAAGCAUCGUCCCUAGCUAGCUUCAGUUCCCGGGCAGCGGCCGCCGCGGGCAUGGUCGCCGCUGACAUCACACACGACAAGAGACUCGCGGACCAGCUGAGGCAACACGCGCAGGAGGUGGAGAAAUUAUCGCCUCAACUGAUCUGCGCUGGCAAGAUACGACUGCACUAUCCUGAAAGCAAGGUGGCCGAAGAACAUUUCAACAACCUGAAAUCUCAGUAUUCCGACGCUGUUCUUCGUUGUCGUGAUCUAUGCGACCAGGCCGUUGACCCCUUGGAGUUUGUGAGAACCGCUGGUGAACUGAUUCAGAAGCACACGUACUUGUGUGAGGACGCGAUACGAAACAACGAUUCGCAGAAGAUGGUCGACAAUACAUCCGCUAUCGCCAGGUUAGCAAACCGCGUCCUACUAGUAGCUGGUCGUGAGCGAGACAACACUGAGGACGGAGACUUCAGCUCCGCCCUUGGAACUGCGCAGAGUAGACUGCAGGCGGCGUUGGCGCCCGCUGUACGAGCAGCAAAGAGUGUGGCGCUGGGGCAGCAUGGAGCAGCGCCACACUGGAGGACCGCUAACGGAGAGAUCAUCCAGGCCGUCAGCGGUGUGGAGGAGGCGCUCUCCCGUCACUACGCCCCACCCCCUCCGUCGCCCCCGCCCCCUCCGUCGCUCCCCUCCCUCUCCUCCCUGCACGUGUCGUCGCCGGCCCCGCCCCGCCCGCCUCCCCCCUCCAUGUCAGCUCCUCCCCGCCCGCCCCCGCCGGACACAGACGACGAGGGUGAGGACAUCUUCAGGAGACAGCCACACCCGAGUCAGCCUAUCCUGGUGGCUGCUCACAACCUACACAAGGCGGUCCGCGAGUGGUCGUCCAAGGACAACGAGAUCAUCGCCGCCGCUAAACGGAUGGCCAUACUCAUGGCGCGACUGUCCGACCUCGUGCGAUCCGACUCUAAGGGUAGCAAGCGUGAGUUGAUAGCUACAGCGAAGGCCAUAGCUGAGGCUUCAGAGGAAGUGACUCGCCUCGCCAAGAAACUGGCUCUGGAGUGUACUGACAAGAGAAUUAGAACGAACCUUCUCCAAGUCUGUGAACGUAUCCCCACCAUCGGAACUCAAUUGAAAAUUCUAUCAACUGUCAAGGCUACUAUGCUUGGAGCACAAGGUAGCGAAGAAGAUCAAGAGGCGACUGAAAUGUUGGUUGGAAACGCUCAAAACUUGAUGCAGAGUGUUAAGGAAACCGUCAAAGCAGCAGAGGGUGCUUCAAUCAAGAUACGUACUGAGCAAGGAGCUUACAGACUACGCUGGGUGAGACGCUCACCCUGGUACCAGAUAUAA
Molecule: messenger RNA, 2883 nt
Organism: Danaus chrysippus (African queen)
Lineage: Eukaryota; Metazoa; Arthropoda; Insecta; Lepidoptera; Nymphalidae
Source: the annotation of a GenBank genome assembly